AUGUCAGCUCAAGCAACACGAACUGUCAACGCAACGCCUGAGCAAGUGGCACAUGAUGUGUGGGAGACGUUUCGACAGGCACAGCCCUUACCAGCUCGCUCUCUGUUGGAGCAACACCCUGGGGAACCAUGGCGUGGAACGUCCGUCGUGACACGCGCGCUUUGGCGGUACCUGGUGGAUGCGACCAUGCAACCUUCAGCUGUGACGCAGGUGCAGCCAAUUCCAUUGGUAGCAGGUAUACCUCGACCGGCGACAAGGAUGACGCUGACGGACGCAUUUACUUUGAUGCAGACCGAGGCGGAGAGGGUGAUUGUGGGAUUUGAGGAAAGUGCAGCAGCAGGAACCCUAGUCGAGAUGCAAGAGUUGGCCCAGAAUGGAGCAGCGCAAGGACAACAGGCAGGAACGGCGUUGCAGCACCAGAUUCAGCGAAUCGAGGCGCUCAAUAUCUUCCGAGGGGUCCUUGACAUCGUUCCACCGGGGACACGCACAAGCACAGCGACCUUCCGCGACAUUGCGAGAAGCUUGCGCUUCCUUGCGAAUGAUUGUAGAAGUCGACGCUCCUUGUACUUGCGAGACAGUGCACAACACGGUUGCAUACCUCUUCAAGAACUCUCUCAAUUUGUCUUUCCCCCACAACGCAUUCAGACGAGUGUGCCAUUACCAGGCAGCAUCUUGCGAAUGCUCUACUUGCGGGGUGCAUUGGCGAUUGAAGAGGACUUGCCAAACAGGCCAGUGGCAGAACGACAAAGUAUGCAACGGUUGAUCCACUUGGGUAGGGCAGCAAUGGCGUUCCAGGAUCGCUGGCCAGUUGGUUGGAGAGCCUUUCUCGCCCUCUGGUCUGGCGGAGCGCAAUAA
Protomyces lactucae-debilis is the source of this 855-nucleotide messenger RNA. RefSeq lists its product as uncharacterized. Lineage: Eukaryota; Fungi; Ascomycota; Taphrinomycetes; Taphrinales; Protomycetaceae. The coding region runs from base 1 to 855 and encodes 284 amino acids. The record is from RefSeq and is a predicted model, not a curated record. The transcript has a single exon.